AUGCCGAUCGGGGUAAUGCUUCGAUGGAAUGACGAUAAGGGCUUUGGAUUCAUCCGGCCGAGCGACAUCGAGGGCCCUGAUCUCUUCUGCCACAAGAGUUCCCUCCUCGACGGCGAGGGGAGCAUCCUCGAUGGAGAUGAGGUAAAGUUCGUGAUGGAGUACGACGAGAGGAAG
Messenger RNA from Symbiodinium sp. CCMP2456, 174 nucleotides. The record is from the annotation of a GenBank genome assembly. NCBI's taxonomy places the organism in Eukaryota, Dinophyceae, Suessiales, Symbiodiniaceae.